UUAAACAUGAACAAGCCCAUACAAUCCCAUAGGCAUCAUGUGCCACUCAAACAUCGGCAGCUAUCUCUCACAACCUUUAUCACCACAUGAAACUUCAACUGUUUAUCGGUCCCUGUCUGCCUCAAACCCUCCCGGAUUGCGCUUCGUCGGAUCCUUUCAGCUCAACACACAAAGGAUGAACAACCCUGCUCAACCCUUAUACUCUUUGCGGACAGCGCAAACAUAGGAUGCGAUCUGUAGAGAAAUGUCUUCAGUACUAAAUUCUACAUGAUCUUUGCUCAGCUCCGCACACUAUUACUACCCCUAGCAUCACAUCUCGUACUGACCACAACCACCCUUGCCCAUACUGACCAUCCCAGCAACUGGACACCUCAACAGACGAAUCCAGUCGAUACACUUUGGGCCUCUACAAACGCUGCUGUACCUAUCGUAACUCGAGAGCAGCAUACUCCACUGCCAAACCUCGUACCUGUACAGCUUUCCCGAAAGCCGCAGCAACUUGUCACCCAUACCCAAACCAUUGGUCUACCAACUCCACAACAACCUCAGGGUGUAUUACCUUUUAUUAAUCCCCUUUCGAUCAUCGUCAUACUCUGCGCCGUUCAAGGUUUCAUAUCGACCUUUACGACCUCGCCCUUUUCUUUCCAAAUGUCUUCCUCUCCCAAACCUUCUGGUUCAUCCACUUCCUCUUCCAGUCCCAAACCCUCAAGCUCAUCCUCCUCUCCGACCCCUAAACCCUCUUCUCCUCAGCCUAUACCCACCAUCUCCGCCAAUGCUUGGAUGUCAUUCUUCCUCUUUUGCUGCCUCAUCCUCAUCAUCCUUCAAGGUCCACUCGGACUUACAGGCGGAGGCGCCCUUCCAGGUGUAGCCCAAUGGGCCCAAUGGCCAAACUUUGGCGGCGGCGGUGGUGGUGGUGGUGGUUGGUGGGGGGGCUGGAAUGGGCUCAGCUCCGGUCUGGGCUUGGGCGGUGCACCAGGGUGUGUCGGGGUGAUGGCUGGGGUGGUGCCUUGGUGCCAGCCUCAAGUCCAUCAACUUCCACCCCAACCCCAUCUAGUCCCGCCUCUACCCCAAGUCCAAAUCCAGCAGAUCGUCCAGAAUGCUCCCCUUCCCCCUCAUUACCCACCACCCCGGCAGAGGAUAGUUAGUCACCAAGCCGCUGCGGGCGUAGGUGCGCAAAUGGGCGGUCAGGGUGGUUUCGCGACACCUGAAGGAGGUGGUGGAUGGAGUUGGUAUGCUAAUGGACCUUCACCUGCUUCCCCUGGUGUAGUACGGCAGUAUACUGGUGAGUACUAUCCACCGCAGCAGCGAUCAGUCCAAUAUCAACGUCCAGGUCUUCAACUACAAGUCUCAACCGGUCCCCAACAAUCAGUUUCCAACCAACCUUACACCUACACUUACCCCCAACAUUCUCCAUACCGAUGUACAAUCUACCAACCAUGGUUUUGCGCUCCUGCUUUUGCUUAUGCCCAAUCAUACCCUCCCGGCGGCGUUGGAACGGUGUAUGAACCUCCUCCUCGUGCUUAUGCCUAUCGGUACCAACAACCGUAUUCUUACGUUCUCGGGCACCGACAUUACCCUCACCGCCAUCACCAAACCGGACAACUCCACCUGGCUCAUCCCCAACGCCACGUUUAUGCAAACGCACCAACAUACGGAUAUCAAUACCAACAAACAGGUAUGGAUGGGAACAUCCAAACCCAGGUUCAAGGGCAAGGGCAACCCAUACGCGUUGUACAUCCUCCUCCCCAGCAGGAGAUACCUUGUCCUCCUCAAGCUGUAUUACCUGCAGCACCGCCUAUAGGUGUAACGCCAAAUCCAUUUGGCGGACUUGCAAACCUGGACAAUGCGUUUUACCCAUUACUCGUAGGGGCUAUCGCUCUUCUUGUAAUCUUUGAUUACAUGUCAUAAUUGGCAUUGUUCAGGGACUGUUCCGCAGAGGAGUUUAUGAGGUGUACCCUGGUUGUUGGGAAAAUCUCGCCUGUUAUCUUGUUGUAUUCUUGUAUCCAUGUACUUUCUGCCUUCAACCCACAAAUAUCACCGCUCAAUCCCGCCCUCUUCUUCGGUUCUAUAAACGCAAUAAAGGGCAAGAAGGCUGAUCGAUUGCGUUCGACGAACAUCAUGCCAUGACAAGAUU
Messenger RNA from Cryptococcus deneoformans JEC21, 2134 nucleotides. RefSeq lists its product as hypothetical. NCBI's taxonomy places the organism in Eukaryota, Fungi, Basidiomycota, Tremellomycetes, Tremellales, Cryptococcaceae. The transcript is spliced from 4 exons. The coding region runs from base 268 to 1908 and encodes 546 amino acids. The record is from RefSeq and is a predicted model, not a curated record.